GGAAGUGGGAAGUGAAUUAAAAACAUGACGGCGCUGAAUCAAACCUGAGAAAAAGCUUGUGUUUAAAACUGGAAAAGUGUGUUUUUUUGUGGUGUUUCUUCGUCUCCUGACACGAUGGUUCGGUGUUUUCUGAUCCACACCGUGUGUCCGGUCAGCGCUCUCUCCUCUGCGGAGAGCAGAAUCCUUUACUCCCGCGUGUUCGGUCCGGAUGAGGCGGCGCUGACGGAGCAGCAGCGCGGGCUCAGUGCGGAGCAGAGGCGGCUCCUGCAGCGGGAGAAGGUGGCGGUGGUGGCCCGGCAGGUGAAGAGCGCCGUCUCCCUGUGCCGCGAGGCCUCGGGUCGGGCGUUGGUGGAGGCGGUGCCGGGCGAGGAGGCGUUGGCCCUGCAGGACGCCAACAGCGGGGUGGUGCGCCUGAGAGCCGGCGAGCCCUUCUCCGACGAGACGAGCGCCCUGUGGCUCGGCGUCCAGAGUCUGGGCUUCACGCUGGUGUGCGAACCCCACGAGAACCUGCUGCUGGCCGAGGGAACGCUCCGCGGCCUGACCCGACACUGUCUGGAGCACCUGCACAUGCUGGGGCAGGGGAGUGAGGUUCUGCUGAGGAGCAACCGCAUCGACGCCCUCCUCAGCCGCCUGCUCCCUCACGGGCAGCUCCUCUUCCUCAACCACCGCUUCGCCCAGAGCCUGGAGAAGGAGGUGACGGCGUACAUGGCCAAGUGACCCAGCGCAGCACGGCGGCCACGUCGAGGUCACGUCUUCACUACGACUCCCGUCCAAAUCAGUGAUGGCAGGUAUUCAGCUCGCAGGCGGCUCCACAGAAGCAGCGGUGAGUCAUGUUGUGUGCAGACACCUGAAGUGGAAAAUAUGAAACAUGUUAAUGAGGAGGAGGGAGGUGAACGGACAGGAAGUUAGACGUUUCAGAAACAGCUGUCACCGAGCGCACGCACCCGAUCGAUCUGAAUCAGCCCACAAAUUGGGGAAAAAAGUGUGGACUGUGGACUCCAGGACCGGGAUGUUUCACUUCUGUCUCUGUGUCUCUCGGCUGUUCAGUCCACAGCAGUUUUAUUUACCUCUCCAUAUUCUAUGUGUUAAAGGCCCAGUUUGUACCUGGAGGGGAUAAAGUGGAAGAAGAUGGAUGGAUGGAUCAAAGAAACCUCAGAAUAAUUAGAUGUCAUAAUCCUGCAUCAGCUUAGUAACGAACAAGAGUUCUAAAAUUGUCACAAUAUGUAUUUUUCUUCUUGUUUUCUUGCAUUUGAGCUUAUUAUUGAAUAAUGAAUGAUAUUUUUUUGUCAUGUUUAUUUUACAGUUUCACAUUCAAACAUCACAGCGCUGACACCGCGUGAGAGCCCAGAGUGGUGGUGGUGGGGAAAAAAGGAAAAGAAGUGCUUCAUUACUGCUGCUUUCCGAAUUAAAUGGCCAAGAUGUAUUAUUCAUCUGUGAGCGAGAGAAUCCCCCCGUGAGUGAGUCGGAGCAGGAAACAGAACAGGAAGUGCAAAGAGAGAGAGAACCGCGCUCUGCUGCGGCGGGACCCGGAGAGAAGACGCGCGGCAUUCACAAACAUAAAUUACAGCAUGUCCAGGAGGCCUUUUUCAAAUGAGGUGCAUUCCAUUUAUGCCUGAUAAUAAGAACGUGGUUUCCUUUUGUCCACACACUCACACUGUGUUUUACAACUGUUCACACCUGGACACGUUGGACACAGCGUGAUGAGACAAACUCAUGAUUAAGAAGCUGAAAAUUUCAGGAACACUUCCCCAGGGAGGCUCCCUGUAUGGUGGCAUCUUAACCAGGUUCCUGAACCACCUCAUCUGGCUCUUUUACACACAAAGGAGCAGCGGCGCUACUGAGCUUCUCACCCUAUGUCCAAGGUUCUGAGAGAACCCAUUUUGGCUGCAGGUAAUCUUAACAGAUUGACCUUUACAGAUCUUGUUGCCUCCUGUCACCCAGUCGUGUCUGAAGCCUGAAGUCUGAAGCUAGCCUACAAAGUUCUCCAUGGGUCUGCUCCCACCGCCUUAAAUGCUCUCCUAAAGGCUUAUGUUACCACUCAACUACUCCGUUCGUCCAAGGAUUGGACUCUCAUGUCAUUCCACGCUCGUGGAAUGAGCUACCGAGCGCUAUCAGAACAGGUCCCUUUCUAUCUUCAAGAAGCUCUUGAUGACCCAGCUCUUCCAGGAGCAUCUUCUGUCCUAGCACUGCUCCUGCACUUGGAUCCACCUUCUUUCUUUCCAAGUCGCUUAGUCCUCUUUUGUGAGCUUCUGCUAAAUAAGUGUAAAUAUUUGGUGAUUCAAUGAGUCAUUUGUUAAUCAUCGAUGCAUCGUUGAAGCCCUAGAAUCAACAUUGGCACCUAAACUAACAUUGUAAAGCUAAA
This is a messenger RNA of Solea senegalensis (Senegalese sole), 2362 nucleotides long. RefSeq names its product adaptor related protein complex 5 subunit sigma 1 (gene ap5s1). Gene Ontology annotation, biological process: endosomal transport; double-strand break repair via homologous recombination. The transcript is spliced from 7 exons. Bases 115 to 717 code for a protein of 200 amino acids. Gene Ontology annotation, cellular component: lysosome; late endosome; cytosol. Lineage: Eukaryota; Metazoa; Chordata; Actinopteri; Pleuronectiformes; Soleidae. The record is from RefSeq and is a predicted model, not a curated record.